This is a messenger RNA of Nerophis lumbriciformis (worm pipefish), 2223 nucleotides long. The record is from RefSeq and is a predicted model, not a curated record. NCBI's taxonomy places the organism in Eukaryota, Metazoa, Chordata, Actinopteri, Syngnathiformes, Syngnathidae.
AUGCAGGCCAAAAAACGGUAUUUAGUUUUGUUCUCUGCUGGCGUGUGUCUACUUCUGCUUUUUUGUUUCGGGGGUAUUCAAGUCCCACUAUCCAGAAGAGGUCUAAACCGGCGUGAUGCGCGAAGUCUUCAUUCCGGGCCGCGGUGGAGUCGCUCCCCCGGCGUCGUUCAACCUUUCAGCGCAGGGGAGCAAGACCCCAACGACGAUGCGAAUGGGCACAUAUCUCCUAAUCAAAGGAGAGAAGCAAUCCCUGGCGUCUUCUCCGGAAAACGUUGCAGAAUGGAGUCCUGCUUUGACAUGUCUCUUUGUGAGAGAAACGGCUUCAAAGUUUACAUUCAUCCCCAGCAGAAAGGAGAGAAAAUGUCCGAGAGCUAUCAGAACAUUUUAUUAUCUAUUGAAGCCUCUAGGUUCUUCACACCGGAUCCAGGCAAGGCAUGCCUGUUUGUUCUGGGUUUGGACACAUUGGACAGGGACCAACUGUCACCACAGUAUGUGCACAGCCUAAAGGCAAAAGUCCAGAGUCUUCCUCUGUGGAAUGACGGUAAAAACCACAUCAUCUUUAACCUGUAUUCCGGCACGUGGCCUGACUACACGGAAGACCUGGGCUUCGACAUUGGCCUCGCCAUGUUGGCUAAGGCCAGCAUCAGCAUAGAGAACUUUCGGCCUAAAUUUGAUGUAUCCAUCCCCCUUUUCUCAAAAGAACAUCCCAGGACAGGAGGGGAACGGGGCUACCUUAAACACAACACCAUCCCACCAUAUCGGAAAUACACAUUGGUGUUCAAGGGGAAAAGAUAUUUAACUGGAAUAGGGUCUGACACAAGGAAUGCCUUGUACCAUGUGCAUAAUGCAGAAGAUGUGGUCCUUCUCACCACCUGCAAGCAUGGGAAGGACUGGCAGAAGCACAAAGAUGCACGCUGUGACAAAGACAAUGCAGAAUAUGACAAGUAUGAUUACAGAGAGAUGCUGCACAACUCCACUUUCUGUCUAGUUCCUCGAGGACGUCGGCUGGGUUCCUUUCGUUUCUUAGAAGCAUUGCAGGCAGCCUGUGUUCCAGUGAUGCUAAGUAAUGGCUGGGAGCUGCCUUUUUCUGAGAUCAUUGACUGGAACACUGCAGCUGUGAUUGGUGAUGAAAGGUUGCUUCUUCAGGUUCCUUCAACAGUUCGCUCCAUCCACCAGGAUAAAAUUCUCUCCCUGAGACAGCACACACAGUUCUUGUGGGAGGCCUACUUCAACUCUGUAGAGAAAAUAGUUUUGACCACACUUGAGAUCAUCCAGGAUCGGGUGUUACAGCACACCUCAAGGAGUAGCCUCAUGUGGAAUAGUCUUCCUGGUGGUCUUUUCGCAUUGCCCCAAUACUCCACAUACCUUGGAGACUUCCCUUUCUACUACGCUAAGCUUGGUAUCACGACCUACCCCAAGUUUACAGCUGUAAUUCAUGUGGUGACCCCAUUGAUCUCGCAGUCCCAGCCAGUCAUGAAGCUGCUCGCUGCUGUAGGCAAAUCACAGUACUGUGCACAGGUGAUAGUUGUGUGGAACUGUGAGAAAUCAUUUCCUGUAAAGCACCGUUGGCCUGCCACCUCAGCUCCUGUCAUUGUAAUUGAGGGGGAAAGCAAGGUUAUCAGCAGCCGCUUCUUGCCGUAUGACACAAUCCCCACUGACGCGGUGCUAAGUCUCGAUGAGGAUACUGUGCUCUCCACCACAGAGGUGGAGUUUGCGUUCACAGUGUGGCGUAGUUUUCCAGACCGCAUUGUUGGGUACCCAGCCCGCAGCCACUUCUGGGACAGCAACAAGGAGCGUUGGGGCUACACUUCAAAAUGGACCAACGACUACUCCAUGGUGCUGACUGGAGCUGCCAUCUACCAUAAAUACUACCACUACCUGUACACCACAUACCUUCCAGCCAGUCUGAAGACUAUAGUGGAUCAGAUGUCAAACUGUGAGGAUAUUUUGAUGAAUUUCCUUGUGUCGUCUGUUUCUAAGUUGCCUCCAAUCAAGGUCACCCAGAAGAAACAAUACAAGGAAACCAUGAUGGCUCAGAGCUCCCGAGCUUCUCGCUGGGCCGACCCGGACCAUUUUGCUCAGCGUCAGACUUGCAUGAACAAGUUUGCCAACUGGUUUGGCAUCAUGCCACUGGUUCAUUCACAGAUGAGACUUGACCCGGUCCUCUUUAAAGACCAGGUGUCCAUACUGAGGAAGAAAUACAGAGACAUUGAAAGGCUAUAA